This is a messenger RNA of Astrephomene gubernaculifera, 1123 nucleotides long. Lineage: Eukaryota; Viridiplantae; Chlorophyta; Chlorophyceae; Chlamydomonadales; Astrephomenaceae. The record is from the annotation of a GenBank genome assembly.
GUAAAGCGCAAUGUCCUUUGUUGGCUACUGCAGGCUGCGACGCUCGGUAUCUCCCUCACGGUUCCCGCAUUGCAACAUACAUGAGCCCCAAGGCUGCACUAAUCGGCAACUAACCUGGUGCUAGAUCACAAACACCUUUCGCCUUAGGUGGCUUUCAACCUGAGAGCCAUUGCGCCUUAUUGCUUGGGAAACCCUUGCCCUUGGUCUUCUGUGCUCCGAGACGAAUGCUGGUUAAGCUCGAAAUGUCACAGCAAAUGAACAUGCUUCGACAGUCAGGUUGCAAUGCAAGAUAUCGUGCCUUUCGACUGCGGGCUCCAGGCCCUCAACGGCACGUAGUAGCCAUGUCACUUCCCGAUAACGCGGUACCUCUCCCAUACCCAGCUGCACCCGAAAUUCAGGCUAAGCUGUUUAGCUGCACGCGGUCAACGGUAACAGUUGACAAUUCCAGUCAUCCGCGCUAUACCGUUAUAACUGUCAAGGCCCCCGACACGCCGGGCCUGGUACGAGUGCUGUCAUGGGUGCUGAACGGCAUGAGUGUCCGUGUGCAGCACGGCACCCUGGCCUCCGAGGGCCCCGAGGGCGGCGCGCGGGACACACUGUGGGUGACGGACUUCCGCGGUCGCAAGCUGCGCGACAGCAGUGCGGCCAGCCUGGGGUCGCGACUGGAGGACUUCCUGGUGGUGUGCGGCGGCGAGGAGGCGGGGGAGGGGGAGGGGAGGCAGGAGUGGCAGUGCGGCUCCAUAGAGGUGUCCAACCGGCUGCACCCCGACAUGACGCAGGUUAUCAUCCGCGGCGAGCCCUCCGCGCACAAGCCCGGCUUCCUGCUCGAGCUGGCCUCCGCGCUCACCGGGGUGGGGGCGGUGAUCGUGGCGGGGGGCAUUCAGGGCGGCCCGGACGCGCCCUGCCCCGAGGCGGCGGUGGCGGAGCCGGGCUACGACUUCAGCGCCGGGCGGUACUUCAAGUUCCUGCUGAAGGGACCCACGGGGGGGCAGAUGGACGCCGACCGAGUCGCCUCGCUGCUGUUCGUCCUGCGGCUGCUGCAGGGGCGCGGCACCAUGCCCACUGUGGCACCCAACAUGCAGGCGCUGCUCAAGCUGGACAGCCUGGCGUGAAGGGGGGGAGG